This is a messenger RNA of Suhomyces tanzawaensis NRRL Y-17324, 311 nucleotides long. RefSeq lists its product as uncharacterized. Lineage: Eukaryota; Fungi; Ascomycota; Pichiomycetes; Serinales; Debaryomycetaceae. The record is from RefSeq and is a predicted model, not a curated record. Bases 91 to 264 code for a protein of 57 amino acids. The transcript has a single exon.
AAAAUCACACCCCAGCUAACGUGUAUUAUUUGUGCUAAUUUAAUGGCCUGAGUGGAUUUGCAGUUAGGUGUUUCCGAUGGUGCUGUUAGCAUGAGUAUCGCCCGAGCCAAGAAAAUCGACCAAUCAACGAUGCGCCGCUUGGCUAUCAGUUACAGGUUACCUCCGUUAUCAGUGCAGGUUAACUUGAUUUGCCAAGCUGGUUUCGCGAGUGAAAUGCAGGUUUCACAAACGGCCAUCACGAUAGCACCCGAAAAAACCCUUUGAUUGGCCAGUCUGUUCCGAAAGGCGCACUGCGAAGCCUACCCUGUCAA